Molecule: messenger RNA, 408 nt
Organism: Babesia ovata
Lineage: Eukaryota; Apicomplexa; Aconoidasida; Piroplasmida; Babesiidae
Product: 60S ribosomal protein L28
Exons: 2
Coding region: 1-408 (135 amino acids)
Source: RefSeq, a predicted model, not a curated record
AUGGCAUCUCGUGAGGAGUAUCCCGAAGGACGAGCACCUGACUGCUUGGUCUGGGAAAUCGUGAAGGACAACCAUGCCCACCUCCACCACGCUGUGCACAGGCGUUUCUCGAAGGAGCGCUUCAACAUCACGGGGAUGAACACACCCAAGUUCUCAGGCCUCCUCCAGAAGAACGCAGUCGACCUCGGCCUAUCGCCUUCUGGCGCCAAGAUUUUCAUCCACUACGCCCAUGCCGCUCGUAGCGUCCGCCCUGGUUCUAGCACCCGUGUCAUGAAGCUCAGCAAGAGCAUGUCGCACGCCGACCGCCUGCGCGACUUUGUUGACCCCUCCAGAUACGAGAUCAUGCCAGCCUUGGUGGCGAAGUUGGAGAAGCUCACCCACACUAGGCACGACGAGAGGUCGGAUUAA